Meira miltonrushii is the source of this 963-nucleotide messenger RNA. RefSeq names its product NAD-P-binding protein. The transcript has a single exon. The coding region runs from base 1 to 963 and encodes 320 amino acids. Lineage: Eukaryota; Fungi; Basidiomycota; Exobasidiomycetes; Exobasidiales; Brachybasidiaceae. The record is from RefSeq and is a predicted model, not a curated record.
AUGCCAGACCAGAGCGGAAAAGUCGCCAUUGUGACUGGAGGAAAUUCUGGAAUCGGAUUUGAAACUGUACGUGGAUUGAUGCGAAAAGGUGCAAGGGUGUAUAUGGCAUGUAGAUCACAUGAACGAGCCGCAAAAGCAAUUGAGCUGUUGAGAAGAGAAGGUGAAGAUUGGCCAGGAGAAGUUAAAUUUUUAUCUUGUGAUUUAGCAGAUAUGGAAAGUAUUCAUUCUUCCACCGAAGAAUUCGCUCGUCAAGAAAGUCAAUUACACAUUUUGAUUUGUAAUGCAGGUGCUGCAAAUCCACAAUUAGGCAGUAAAACAAGUCAAGGAUACGAUUUAACACUUGGAACCAACGUUUUGGGUCAUCAACAGUUCAUUCGUGAUCUUCUGCCAAUUCUGCAAAAGACGGCUAAUACACUCCAAUCAUCCAAUUCAGACCAUGGUGUUCGUGUUCAUUUGACAAGCAGUUGGGCACACAACUUUCAUCAACCGAGCGGCUUUGAUGUAAAUGAUCCCGAAUGGACAGAUCGAGUUGAGAUGGGCCUGUUUGGCAAGCAACUCACAGUCAAUCCAAAAGGUCCGAUUAGAGAAGUUUUGAAAUAUGGACAAUCGAAAUUCUUGAAUGUUUGUCAAGCAAAAAAGUUUCACAGAAUGUAUGGUGAUAAAGGUAUCGUCUUUACAUCUUCCGAUCCGGGAAACAACGUUUCGGAACUAUUACGAAACCGUGAUCCGAUCACUAAUUUGUUUUUCAAUUAUGUCGUCACACCUCUGAUUUUGUUCCACCCCAAGUUCGGCGCCAUCAGUCAAUUGUACGCUUGUACCGCUCCUGAAGCACAUAUGCUGGGCGGACAAUACCUUGCACCUUGGGCUCGAAUCGCCCCAGCAUCACCUAUAGCCGAAGAUCGUCGAGUUCAAGAUAUCAGCUAUGAAUGGCUAAACAAACAAAUCACUAAAAAUGGUUAUUAA